AUGGCGAGAGGCGGCGGAAAAUCGCGGCCUAGCCUACAGAAGGGUCUCGAUAAUGAAGUGUACCACGUUGUCGACAAGUUUCUUGAGGACCAACCUCAAAGCAUUGCCUCAUUAAGAUGCGGUCAAAUCUACGACCGGAUACAGAAGUCAAACUCAAGCUUGAAGCGUCGCCCGAAGCCGGCACUUGAAAGCAGCAUCGAGCGGGUUCUAGCUGUCAUGAUUGAAGAGUUCAGCGAGGAAGAUGAUGAUAUGGAGCCGCUGGAAGGGGAAUUCGGUGAUUCUAAUCCUCAACCUAAGCCGAGUAAAACUGUCAAUGAUUUAAUUACUGGAACUUGGAAGAACGCCUCGCCAGCCAAGAGUACGCCAGCAACCUCCAUAAAUGGAGAGAAGAAGUCGAAACGUGGAGACGGGGAUCGAAAAGCCCAUGACGAGCCACCGAAGAAAAGGCUCAAGAGCUCUCACACGGAGAAAGGUGCAAAUAUCGACAUUAGUCCUCCCACGCACGUAAGUCUUGAUGACAUUGGCGGUGUUGAAGAUAUCAAGCGCGAAUUGAAGCAGCAUCUCGUUUUACCGUUGUUAUGUCCGGAGGAGUACGCCGCUCGCAACCUACCGAUCCCCAGAGGCAUACUGCUGCAUGGUCCUCCGGGUUGUGGAAAGACUGUGAUCUCUAGGGCAUUUGCCGCAAAGCUUGGCGUCCCGUUUAUCGAGAUAUUGGGUCCGUCCGUUGUUUCCGGAAUGUCAGGAGAGUCUGAGCGACAAGUCCGUGAGCAUUUCGAGAAAGCCAAGGAAGUUGCACCAUGUCUCAUAUUCAUCGACGAAAUCGAUGUUAUCGCGCCCAAAAGAGACACUGCCCAGAGUCAAAUGGAAAAGCGUAUUGUGGCACAGCUGCUGAUCUCCAUGGACUCGUUAGCGAUGGAAGGCAAUGACGGAAAGCCCGUGAUUGUGCUAGCAGCAACGAAUCGUCCUGAUGCUAUAGACCCAGCAUUACGGAGAGGUGGUCGAUUCGACUCGGAAAUAAACAUGGGUGUGCCGAAUGAAAUCACACGAGGACAAAUUCUCCGUGCUCUCACUAGAAAUACCAACAUCGCAGACGACGUCUCAUAUGAGAUAUUGGCGAAAAAGACCUCUGGCUUCGUAGGCGCUGACCUCCGGGACCUUGUCGGUAAAGCUGGCACAUGGUCCAUGGAUCGUUAUCGUGAAGCUCUGGAAGCACAGGCUGCAGCUACCGAAACUGACAUGGAUGUUGAUCUUGAUACGAAGAAGGCGGUCUCUGAGGUGGAUCGAAGUAUAACACGACUCAUUCGUCGCUGUCGUGACAAAGACGCUACUCGGCCGGCGGGAUUUGAGGACACUUCGAUCACAAUGGAAGCCUUCGAUGCUGUCUUCCCAGGCAUACAGCCGUCUUCCAAACGUGAAGGCUUCACCACUAGGCCCGAUGCCAAUUGGGAUGACGUCGGGUCACUAGAUGAUGUACGUGAGGAGCUCAAUAUGGCGAUAGUUGAACCGAUCUUGAACGCGCAACGAUACAAGAACGUCGGUAUCUCCGCUCCUACUGGAGUGCUCCUAUGGGGACCCCCGGGCUGCGGAAAGACGCUUCUUGCUAAAGCGGUCGCGAAUGCAUCAGAAGCAGCCUUCAUUAGUGUCAAGGGACCCGAGUUGCUUAACAAGUUUGUUGGUGAGUCAGAAAGGGCAGUCAGGCAGGUUUUCAUGCGCGCACGAUCGUCCAGACCAUGUGUGGUCUUUUUCGAUGAGCUGGAUGCUCUUGUUCCUCGUCGCAAUGACGCACUGUCUGAAGCGUCUGCCAGGGUGGUCAACACCCUCCUGACGGAGCUGGAUGGGUUGUCUGAGCGAGAAGGUAUCUAUGUGAUUGGAGCUACCAAUCGACCUGACAUUAUUGACGAUGCCAUGCUUCGUCCCGGUCGUCUCGAAACCCUGCUAUUCGUAGGUCUACCCAAGAAGCAGGAUCGUGUUGCAAUCCUGAGCGCCCUUAUCAAGAAGACACCCAUAGACCCGCUUCUAGCACAUUUUGCAAGCGACGAUCGCUGUAACAAUUUCAGCGGUGCCGAUCUAUCAAGCUUGCUACGAAAGGCCGGACAGUCGACUCUCAAGCGGGGCGCAGAUAGAGUCGAGCUUCAAGACUUUGAAAGAGCAGUUGGAAACGUCCGGGCCAGCGUUGGUGAUCCAAUUCAUUAUGAGCGACUAAAGAAGAAGUUUGCCACACAGAUAUAA
Pseudovirgaria hyperparasitica is the source of this 2229-nucleotide messenger RNA. Its product is annotated as AAA-domain-containing protein. Gene Ontology annotation, molecular function: RNA binding; preribosome binding; ATP hydrolysis activity. The transcript is spliced from 2 exons. Gene Ontology annotation, cellular component: nucleus. The coding region runs from base 1 to 2229 and encodes 742 amino acids. Lineage: Eukaryota; Fungi; Ascomycota; Dothideomycetes; Acrospermales; Acrospermaceae. Gene Ontology annotation, biological process: ribosome biogenesis. The record is from RefSeq and is a predicted model, not a curated record.